AUGUCUCGUCAACUCAGCCAGAACCAAGAUCUCAGCAUGGCUAAGGCGCUUCAAGCUGAGUUCGCCAAGAACCGCAGCAGCUCUGGCAAUGGCCGUGGUGGCAGUGGUGGUUCCCGCGGUCGCCGAGGCGGAAGUCCCAUGGUUCCUUCACGAGUCAGCUCGCACUCAAACACUGUCCCGAUGUUCUCUGCCUCGUCGUAUACAGCACGUCAGGGCGUUGGCAUAUCUUUCCCUGGGCGUGGAGGAUUUUCACCUGCUGCAGCAGCAAGCGUCACCUCAUCUUCCAGCUCUUAUCGUCAAGAGCAUCAGCCUCCUUCGCAGAUCAACCGCCAAGAGAACCAGCCCAUCUCGCACACCAUGCAAUCCCAACUCCCAGUUCAGGACUGUGGCGACACAUCCACGAGCCAUGAUAUCGAGAUGUCCGAUGGAGAAGUCACUUCGAGCACCCAGAAUCUUGGCCAGAAGUUGAGAGUUUCCAAACAUGGAGGCAUGGAGCAGUCCAGAUGGGCACAAACUGGCCGACCAGAGGUGAGCGGCCGACGAGAGGUAAGCGACCGUCAAGAUCAGGCCGCAGAAUUCGACCGUAGGAUGAAGAACUGGAUUCCGACUCACGUCGCUCAUCCAACUCCGUCGCCAUCCCAUCUGGCUCAGGACAUCCAGAGUCGUUCUCAGACCAUGUAUCAUGGAACAACCCCGACUUCCCACGGAAACGUCCUCGACGCCGACCAAAGAAAUGCAUCUUCGGUUGGUACUCGACGUGUCGCACCUAAUGGCGGCAUGGCCAGUUCCCAAUGGGCAAACUAA
Molecule: messenger RNA, 804 nt
Organism: Pestalotiopsis fici W106-1
Lineage: Eukaryota; Fungi; Ascomycota; Sordariomycetes; Amphisphaeriales; Sporocadaceae
Exons: 3
Coding region: 1-804 (267 amino acids)
Source: RefSeq, a predicted model, not a curated record